AUGGAUCUCGUACGUGUCACACAUGUGUCUGCACAUCCAAUAAAAACAGAAACAACUGCCAUUGAUGAUAUCCGCUCAUCGAUUGUCGCAACGGCUAUUCGUUUAGAUGAACUCGAUAAAAACAUACAACUAACACGCUCUAUGAAAAUAAAUGACAGCAAAAUACAUGUGAAAGCCUCCCCAAUAAGUGCUUUACGAAAUGCAAGUGAGUCUCCAAUCUCACAAAUUGAUACCAUCCAUUUAAAGUCGGCUAAUUCGAAACUGAACGCAGUUGUUGCUGCUGAUAACAAUGGGGGCAAACAAUCGCCAAACCUUAUUCGUGUCAAACGCAUUAGAACUAUGCCGAAAAUUCUCUUUGACGAACAGAAAGUAGAUAAUAACAAACAUGAGUAG
Messenger RNA from Rotaria socialis, 393 nucleotides. The record is from the annotation of a GenBank genome assembly. Lineage: Eukaryota; Metazoa; Rotifera; Eurotatoria; Philodinida; Philodinidae.